ACCGUAUUACCUAGGUCGCAUCAUCCAAAUAGCACCAAUUUAUUAUAUAUCGCUAUAUUUCUACAUAAUUUACGUUAAAUAUCUCGUAAAUGAUAUGUUUUUCGACACGUCUGUUGUCAGCGCCUGUAAUAGCAAUUGGAUUCUCAAUGUAUUGUUUGUAUCCAACUAUAUCUCAUCCGAUCAGACGUGCAUGUUUUGGUCCUGGUCCGUUCCCGCCAUUUUACAGUUAGCCCUCAUCGCACCGGCGUUUAUGAUUAUACUUAUCAAAAACUUUCGAACUGGACUAGGGGCAAUCAUUAUGGGACACAUUAUGUUCAUGGUCAUUGAGUUCUAUAGAUUUUACUCAAAUGGAUUCGUCAAGCAACUCUCAUUUGAUGAUAUUGCAGCUACUAACAAUCCGAUUAACGAAUUUCUACAGAAAAUACAGGGUUGUCACCAAAACAUGGAACCCAUUUGGGAGGCUUGGCAUUUGGACACCUGUGCCAUUUUGUUUUGA
Messenger RNA from Oppiella nova, 496 nucleotides. Lineage: Eukaryota; Metazoa; Arthropoda; Arachnida; Sarcoptiformes; Oppiidae. The record is from the annotation of a GenBank genome assembly.